AUGCCCAAGAACAGACCAUCCAAAGAGAAGAGAGACCAAGCGAAAACGGAAGAGAGACGUUUUAGGAGAAUAGAAAAGGAAACCAGGGAGAAUGACCGCGCGAAAGCAAUCGCUGGAGACGACACACUGGACUUUGCUGCAAAGAUUGACUGUUUAGCAGAGAUAAGAAAUUGGUUCUGCGCAGAUACCACUAUUGUCGAUCAGUACAUGUCAGAUGAGCUUUCAACAGCCUCGGCAGUCGACAUUCUGGCAAAGCCAAUAGACGAGGCGUACUCAACUGCGAACGCUGGCACAGAAUAUUUUCGACAAGAGAGGGUCGCUCGAAUACAGCGAAAGUAUCAUAGUCCCGAGAACGCACUCCAGCUUUGGGGACAUGAGCAAGAUUGGCCUGAACCAGACAAUGAGCGAGAUCACUCCGAGAACGCUGAGAUGCUACUUUGGAACCUUUGGUAUGCUAUUCUUCACACAGCAAAGAAGAUUCACUUCAGCGACGAGGCUCGACAGCGCAAACUAGUUGAUCUAGUCAGAGCAUUCAAAGCCCGGCCAAAUCCGCCAGAACCAGUACCAAUGACGAUUCCGCUCAAAAGGAAUUGGGUCUGGGAACUAGGCACCGUUUGGAGCGAUCUGAUCAUUCUGGGCGCCUCAAUCGCCGAAAUGAGGAAUGACUCCUGUGGAUGCGGAGCUGGUUGGACAUGGCCAGAGCAACAAGCAGAGCAGAACCUGAACGCGUUCUACGCUCGACUGACGGCUAGCGUGGUAGCAAACAUACACGUCCAAGGAGAAAUAUGUGCCGUUGACGCGUUAGAAAGAGUCUCGACGCCAUGGUAUCGCCGUGUAUCACCACCGCCAGAUCAUGAGAUUCUCAGUCACUAUGUCACUUGCGCUGCGCUAUGGACUAUCAUCGCUGGCAAGGCGGUUUAUGCUAGGUAUCCGCAUACGAGAGAUGAGAGGGAUAUUAUGGUGGUAAAUAGGAUAUUGGAGUUGAAAGGCAAUGAGCUCCCGUGGAAUAGAUCACGGAAGAGGUACAAGGGUCGGGCGAGAUGGGAGACUGCACGAAGGGAAUUUGCACGGAGGAGAUUUGAGGCCGAGUCUCAGAAUAAGGAGUUGUCACUUGAUGUUCGGGAAUUGGCUGGGCGAGCUGCAAAAGCAAUGGAUGGCAUUGUUUGGCAGACGUAG
Molecule: messenger RNA, 1176 nt
Organism: Fusarium musae
Lineage: Eukaryota; Fungi; Ascomycota; Sordariomycetes; Hypocreales; Nectriaceae
Exons: 1
Coding region: 1-1176 (391 amino acids)
Source: RefSeq, a predicted model, not a curated record